AAGUUCACCUAAGGAUGGAACCCAAGGCCCACUGACAGCUCCAAAAGUGAGUCUCUUUUUCCAGCUUUUAGAGAAAUGAAUAUGAAAAUAGGAAUAUGAUGAUGAAAGAACUUAAAAAACAGUUAUCUCCCGCGAAAAAGCACUUCCCGUGAUCAUGAAAUCAUAAUAUACACACAUUUACAACUAACUCUAAAGCCUCGUGACUCGUCACUCACUCACUCGUUCAUUUCCCUUUCUCAUUCUUUUCUUUCUUUCUCUCUCUUCCUUCCCCAACCUUCCAUCGAUAAUGGUGAAGGAAACAGAGUAUUACGAUAUCCUCGGAGUCUCUCCUUCUGCUUCCGAUGAUCAAAUUCGCAAGGCUUAUUAUCAAAAGGCAAAGCAAGUUCAUCCUGAUAGAAACCAAAACGAUCCUAAUGCCGCACACAAGUUCCAGAUUUUGGGCGAAGCAUAUCAGGUUUUGAGUGAUCCAGUGCAGAGGAAAGGGUAUGAUCAAAAUGGAAAGCAUUCUAUAUCUAGAGAAACUAUGCUUGACCCAAUGGCUGUCUUUGCCCUGCUCUUUGGAAGUGAAUUGUUUGAGGACUACGUUGGGCAUCUAGCUGUUGCAUCAAUGGCUUCUUCUGAACUAGCGGAUGAAAGUGAAGAUUUGCAGGAAAAGCUAAAGGCUGUCCAGAAAGAAAGGGAAGAAAAGCUAGCAAGAUUUUUGAAAGAUUGUCUUAGCCAAUAUGUCCGCGGUGACCAAAAAGGUUUUUUGCAGCGCGCUGAAUCUGAAGCAAAACGGCUUUCUCAUGCAGCUUUUGGAGUUGACAUGUUACAUACUAUUGGCUAUAUAUACUCAAGACAAGCAGCUCAAGAACUAGGGAAAAAGGCCCUUUAUCUUGGAGUGCCAUUUCUGGCUGAAUGGGUUCGCAAUAAAGGGCACUUUUGGAAAUCACAGUUAACAGCUGCUAAAGGUGCUUUUCAGUUGCUCCAACUUCAAGAAGAACUCAGCAACCAAUUUAAAGCGGGUGGUGGUCGCCCUGAAAAUGUUGACUCCCAUAUUCGUCUUAAUAAGGAUACUUUGUUGAAUUCACUGUGGAAGUUAAAUGUAGUGGACAUAGAAGUAACCCUUGCACACGUGUGUCAAAUGGUGCUAAAGGAAAAUAAUGUUCGGAAAGAGGAACUUAGAGUUCGAGCUAUCGCUCUUAAAAUUCUUGGGAAGAUAUUUCAGGAAAAGAAUGCAAAAGGAGAAACACUGAAGAAGAAACACACUGUUGAUUCUGAUGAUGAAGGAAGCAGUUCUGAUUCAUCAGACGAUGAAUCAUCUCAUAGAGCACUUACCUACCGAACUCCCUUUUUCAAUCAGGGUAUUGGUAGGCUCUUCAAAUGUCUUUGUAAUCCAGCAUUUGACGUGGAUGAUGAAGAGAUAGUUUACAAAAGCUAAUAAUCCGAAAACCAAAAUUCAGCACUUGUCAAUAUUUCGUUGGAUGAUAUUACUGAAAGAAAUUGAGCCUAGUUUUGUGAAGACAAUGGUACCAACCAUUAAUAUUUUGUUGUUUGUUGUAAUUACGAUGUCAUCAAAUUACAUGAGCAUACCAUACAUAACAUUUAAUCAAAUCUUGAAGCAUUUGACCACAGCACAUGACAAACUAUGUAACCAUAGUGAAAAUCUAUCUGUAUGAAUGUACUACAAGUGGCUCUAGGAAUUUGAAAUCAAUACAUUUUUCAUUGGGACUCUA
Lathyrus oleraceus (garden pea) is the source of this 1715-nucleotide messenger RNA. Its product is annotated as chaperone protein dnaJ 10. Bases 287 to 1420 code for a protein of 377 amino acids. The transcript has 10 exons. The record is from RefSeq and is a predicted model, not a curated record. NCBI's taxonomy places the organism in Eukaryota, Viridiplantae, Streptophyta, Magnoliopsida, Fabales, Fabaceae.